Molecule: messenger RNA, 3237 nt
Organism: Coccinella septempunctata (seven-spotted ladybird)
Lineage: Eukaryota; Metazoa; Arthropoda; Insecta; Coleoptera; Coccinellidae
Product: zinc finger CCCH domain-containing protein 18-like
Exons: 10
Coding region: 245-2929 (894 amino acids)
Molecular function (GO): metal ion binding
Source: RefSeq, a predicted model, not a curated record
AUUUGUGUUAUGAGUCCAUGAAGUCAGUUUAGUUUGUUGCCGACUGAAAAGUACAACGUUUAUUAUAUUGUAUACAAGUACGCGAAAGACUUGAAGUAGUUCGUGUUGUGAAAUUAUAAGUUUGAAUGUAUCAGUUGAGUACCAAUAUAAUUGUAACCAUGUUCGAAGUACCUAGUAACGCGAAGUGGUCUCAUGGUAUUAAUGAAGCUGUUCUUCAGGGAUCGAAGUUCUUGAAACUGAAGAAAUGGAUUCAGAUGAUUCAAGAGGUGCUUCAUCAGAAAAUGAAAGUACCAAUAAAUCGAAAAGAAGUAUGGGGUCUAGGUCCAGAUCAGGUAGUAGGUCUGUUUCUCCUAGCUCUGUAAGUAACAAAAGUGAUCAUUCAAGUCGUUCCAAUUCUACGGGGAAUGGAAGAAGCCGAUCAGCCUCAACAGAUAGUGAAUUAUCUGAAACAAGAAGUAGACCUCAGUCACCCAAAUCUCCUGAGAGAAAACAAUUAUCAGAGAGUAAUAUAAGGUCUACAUCUAAUAGUAGAUCUGGAUCAGUGGAGAGAAAAUGGUAUUCAAGAAACUCAGAGUCACCAAAGAACAGUAACCCAACAUCAGUCGAAAGAAAUAUGCCCAACUCUCCCAGUUCUAAUAACUGCGAUGAAAGAAAUGAAGAACCAAAGUCUCCCAGUUCCGAAAUCGGUGGAGAAAAUGGAACUAACUCAAGACCUAGAUCUCCUGCUAACUCAGAAAAUUCAUCCCGCUCUAGUUCUAGGGCCAGUAGUUCCCCUGCUAAAAAAGAAUCUGAUAGAAAUUCUGUUAAAUCUGAAAGUAGUGUCAGCUCAAAAGGGUCUGGACGUUCUUCCAGAACUUCUGGAAGGUCUUCUAAAAUUUCGAAGUCUUCAAAGGUAUCAGAUAGGAAAAAAUCUGAUGGUAAUUCUUCAGAUUCAAGUUCAUCAAGUGCUGAGUCGAGUAGCAGAAAGCACAUAUCCAAUAAUGCAGAUGUAGGACCUGAAGAAAUAUCUGACGGGGACAUAGAAUCUGAGAGUGAGAAGGAAAAACCUACGGAAAUUACAAAACCUCAUUCAGAAAUCAAUAUAUCUCAUGAAGAUUUAUCAGAUGUUUCUGAUCUUGAAGAUUCAUUAGGACAUUCAGAUGACGACAAAGAUGCAAAUGUGGAUAUUGCAUCUGAAAAUCAAUUGCUGAGUGAAAAUGACCAAAGGAAAUCGGAGACAGAAAAUCAAAGAAUAAGUGAGAAAAAUUGCAAAAACGAAACUGAGGAAGGUGAGGAACAGCUUGACUUUGAAGCUGAGGAUGGUGAGUGCGGAGAAGUCGAAGACGCUAAACAGAAAGAAGAUGAGAAAGAAAAGGAUGCCCAAGCUGAACCAUUAGAAGAUGGUGAAAUGGAGGCAGAUGGUGUAGUAGAGAAAGUAAAGGAAACUAAAAAGAAAGAAGAUUUGGAGGAAGGUGAAGUGUCGGAUGAAGAUGAAGUUAGACCGGAAGAAACUGAGCCGAGACCUGUAUGUAGAUUCUUUUCCAGGGGUCAGUGCACAUGGGGAGCCAGCUGUAGGUUUUUACACCCAGGCGUGACAGACAAAGGAAAUUACACCAUGUUUGAAAUGGUGCAUCCUCUAGUCCCAGGAGAAUAUAGUGGUGGCGAUCGUUAUGCUACAAGACCAGAACCAGCCCCUAUUGAAUCCGCAUGGGAAAGAGGUUUGAGAACAGCCAAGGAGAUGUUGAGAAAGUCGAUCAAACGAAAAGAACAAGAUAUAGACUUUGAGGAGAAAAAAAUGAACUUGAGUUUAGCCCAGGAAGAAUUCGAUAAAGAGAAUGGUUAUUAUGGGAGGGUUCCCUCUCCUGAGCCAAGGUUUGUUAGUAGACAUCCUCCUGUAGAGUAUCCAGCACCAUCAAGACCUCCUCCAGAGGAAUAUUAUAAUAGAAGGCAAGUAGUCUAUGAACCUCCCGAGUAUCCACCUAGAGAAAGGGUCAGACCUGCUUAUAGAGAGCUACCCACACAUAAAAUGCCCGAUUAUUACAACACUAAGUAUGAAGAAGAGAAUAGCGGAAAAAGAAAGCCUAAACGUGAAGUGAUAGUUCAUAGGGCGGAAAGGGAACGAGAGAGAGAAAGGGAAGAGAGACCAAGCAGAGCAGAUGAAUGGUCGGAUCCUUGGAUGAGAUCGAAAUCUCCUGCCGGAAAGAGAAGUGGUCGAAAGCGGUCCUACAGUUCUGGCUCUAGUUACUCCUCCAGCAGUUCUACCAGAUCUACUACUUCACGCAGUUCAUACAGAUCUAGAUCAAGAUCAGUUUCGAGAAAAAGAAGACGUUCUCGUUCAAAAAAAAGUCGACAUGUAUCUCCUUCAGUUAUAGUUUCUGAAAGGAAGGCUGCUAAUGAGAGAGCAGCAAUGAUGAACCCUCCAGCUCCUAGAAAAAGAGCCCCAUCCCCAGGUAUGAUUAGAGCAGUUACUGCAGCCAAUCCACCUGCUCCAGCUGAUCAGUUUGGAAGAACUAGAAGUAAGUUGGUUGCUGCUUUAGCAAGAGCAAGGGGUAAAAGGAGGUCCUCAAGGUCAUCCUCAGAUAGUUCAGGGUCCAGUUCAAGUGACUCCGAGUCUUCAGGUUCUAGUAGUAGCAGUAGUAGAGAUGGUAGUCCUGCACCUAAAAGAGUAGGAGAACUAUCCUUGGCGAAGGCAAUGGAUGCUCUUAAAGGUAAUUCUGCUGAGAAACGCCAAAUCAAACUCAAUCUGAAGACUCCUCUCAGUGGUAGAAAACCUGAGUUAGCAGAACUUGCAAGGAAAGUAGACCAAGCCCAAUCGAAAAAGAGGCCCGCUAGUUCGCCACCUCCUAGUGAUCCGAAAAACAAAAAAGCUGCUUCUCGAAGAGAAGAGCUCCUCAAACAAUUGAAGGCAGUGGAGGAUGCCAUUGCAAAAAAGAGAUCGAAGGUCAAUUAAUACUGAAAUAUUUCGACAUUGUCCAAAAACUGCGAACAUUCAUCACUUGUAGACAAAUUCUUAGAAAUUGACUUGGGAAAUUUUAAGCAAGUGACAUCGAAGUAACCAGACUAUCUUCUUUAAGAAGAUAUAUUGUGGAGCCAAAUAUUACUUCUUUUAAUCCAAAAUCAGCUCGGUUUGCCACCUUGUUUACUAUUAUUUAUAUUUCUCUCUAAAACAUAAACUUGCAUUGAAAAAUUGUGAAGAUCUUUCAUUUCUUAUAUAGGUAUUACAUGUGAAGUUACAAAUAAAUGACUUUUUUUCUCAUA